AUGGAUACCGAUUAUGAAUCAGAAGGCCAAGAAACUAGCUCAAGCUUCAUCUAUUCUCACAAAGAAACCUCCCCCACCCUUUUACCGGACACUUUUUUCAACCAAAAAAAGUCGAUUUCCGAUAUCGGUUUAAGCUACAAGGCAUAUCUUUUUCUCCUGAAGCUCUCAAGAUCAGGAAGUUCAGUGACUUCCCAUUCUUUUGACACUAUUUUUCCAAUUGUUUUCAAGAUUUUUCACUUAUUGCUACUUUCUGACAUAGAAAUUGUGCUUUGGGAGAUCUAUCUGGACAGGUUUGGAUGGCAGGCAUCCUAUGCGAGAUUGAAGGAGUCCUUGCUAUUUGCAGCUUAUGCAGCGAAAUGUGUACUUAACGAAAGCACCGCGGAGGUAUUGGAAAACCUUAAGAGUGAGCCUCAAUGGAAACUUGACGGGUAUAUAAACUGACUAGAAAAUUUUCAGAAUAUGAUAAAUGUAGAUUUCUAUGAAUUAAAUGUCAAAUAUAAUGAACUAAGUUAUGCAGAAGUUAGAGUAGAGGUUAAAGAAGACGAUGUUGAUUAUAAUUUAGCUGUGGACGAACUCAUAGAAAGCACGCUGGAGACCCAGAAAAGGAGGAAAUCAGAAUUGUAG
Molecule: messenger RNA, 624 nt
Organism: Blepharisma stoltei
Lineage: Eukaryota; Ciliophora; Heterotrichea; Heterotrichida; Blepharismidae
Source: the annotation of a GenBank genome assembly